UUUAUGGCCAUCAAAUCAUAAUGGCGGCCCAAGACAUUUCGUUUUCUGUCUGUUUCUGUUUUGUGUGAAAUGAAUUUAUGAGGAUUUCUGUGUUACAAUUGAUUGAAAUGUGAUAGAUGUUUAUGCCUGUUUAGUUUUUAUAUCUGUUUGCAAUUUUUAUCAGAUCAUAAUGUCGAGUGACGAGGACAAGCCGCCCGCGCCGCCCGUGCGGCUCACCAGCAACCGCGGCACGGACCGCGGGGACUCCGUCGCCUCCGUCGACAUGAGGCCCCUGCCCAAAGAACCUGACGAUGGAGGUGACAGAAAAAAGAAAACAUUAAAGGCAAAGAUAAAAGGAUCAAAAAGCACCGCACAUAAUGAUAACAAGCCAAACAUUAGCUACCCUACUAAUUUUGAACACACAGUUCAUGUUGGAUUUGAUGCUGUUACUGGUGAAUUCACGGGGAUGCCGGAAGCGUGGGCGAGGUUGCUGAUGGCCUCCAACAUCAGCAAGCAGGAGCAGAAGAGCAACCCGCAGGCGGUGCUGGACGUGCUCAAGUGGUACGACGCGUCCGCCACGCAGCCCCCCGUGUCCAAGUACAUGACCUCCGCACAGAUGCACACAACGCAUUCUGGUUCAUCAGUGUCCCGGGUAUCAUCAAGUAGUCCCUCGUCGUCCACGCCCACCGACACGGAGCACCCUGAGCCGCCGCCGCCACCGCCCUCGCGCCCCGACCGCACCAAGAGUAUUUACACAAAACCCAUAGAAGAGGAGGAGGCGCCCCCGCCGCGGCCGCUGCCCCCCGCGCCCGCGUCGCCCCCGCACGUGCCGCACCCCGCCAUCAACACGCAUUCAAUAUCGUGUCGCGUGGAGCCGGCGCCAGUGCCGCUGGACCGCAACAAGAACCCGGCCGCGCCGCAGACGCCGCCCGCGCACGCGCCGCACCCGCCCGCCAACGGCGCGCCGCCCGUCACCGCCGACACUGGGUACGUUACGAGAGCGACGGGGCAGCAACAAAGGAAAAAGAAAAUGACAGACGAAGAAAUAUUAGAAAAACUAAGAACAAUAGUCAGCGUUGGGGAUCCAAAUAGAAAGUAUACUAAAAUGGAGAAAAUAGGACAGGGAGCGUCAGGCACGGUGUACACGGCGAUCGAGACGUCCACGGGCAUGGAGGUGGCCAUCAAGCAGAUGAACCUGAGCCAGCAGCCCAAGAAGGAGCUCAUCAUCAACGAGAUCCUCGUCAUGCGGGAGAACAAACACAACAAUGUUGUUAAUUAUUUGGACAGCUAUCUUGUUAACGAGGAACUCUGGGUAGUAAUGGAGUACCUGGCCGGCGGGUCCCUGACCGACGUGGUGACGGAGACGUGCAUGGACGAGGGGCAGAUCGCGGCCGUCUGCCGGGAGGUGCUGCAGGCGCUACACUUCCUGCACACCAACCAUGUUAUACACAGGGAUAUCAAGAGCGAUAAUAUACUGUUGGGGCUGGACGGGCAGGUUAAACUGACUGACUUUGGUUUCUGCGCGCAAAUAUCGCCCGAACAAAACAAAAGAACGACGAUGGUAGGAACUCCCUACUGGAUGGCGCCCGAAGUCGUCACAAGAAAGCAAUAUGGUCCUAAGGUGGACGUGUGGUCUCUCGGCAUAAUGGCCAUCGAGAUGAUCGAGGGCGAGCCGCCCUACCUGAACGAGAACCCGCUCCGGGCGCUGUACCUGAUCGCGACCAACGGCAAGCCCGACAUCAAGGACAAGGAGAAGCUCAGCGCCGUGUUCCAGGACUUCCUCGACCAGUGCCUCGAAGUGGAUGUCGAUAGGAGAGCCACCGCGCUCGACCUACUCAAGCACCCGUUCUUGAAGCUGGCGCGGCCGCUGGCGUCGUUGACCCCGCUCAUCAUGGCGGCCAAGGAGGCGGCCAAGGGCCAUUAGCACCGGCCGCCGCCGCCCGCCGCGCCCGCGCGGUAGCGGCCCGGUGCCCCUCGCCACGGCGUGUACGUAUCGCCCACAGACUUAUACCUAUACGGCGAUUAUCGCUUGUUGCCACUACUUACGUAGCGUUCACGUAGACGACGGUUAGACGCCUUAGCUGCCCGAAUGUUGGCGGAAUUAAUUAAUAUUAACGUAGACGGUGGCGCCGCUUAAGUUAGCAAUUAAUUAGACCGUUUCCACGAGCGGCCACGCGCCCGGCGCCGCCCGGCCGAGGGGUGGUGAGUGUGACGGACGGAGAUCAGCUCAGGGUCGCGGAUACAAGUUUUAGUGCCUUUUGUUGUGGAAUAAAUGUUGGCCGGCGAUAUAGACCCGGCGCGUGGCCGGUCGCUGGGCGCAAUUCAUUUAGCCUCAAAUAGACCCCGCCCGGCUACCGGUGAAUGAAGGCAUCCUUGUCGAUGUAUUUAAUAUUGUUGAGGCGCCCAGUUGAAAUGGUGACACUCCAUCUUAAGUAAGAUUGUUGAGGCGCAAAGUGAUAUUCCCUGUGGUAAAUACUUUGAGAAUUAAUAGGGCAAUCAUACAAACUAAUAUUUUAUUAGCAGCACUAUGACAGCCGAAACCACGCUCCUAUCCAGUUAUGUGAGAUAUUUUACAUGUUUUCACAUCACACGCUAUUAUUUUGCUACAAAUAAACAAAACGGUAGAAUAGAAAUUCGGUUAAAUAUUGUUAAAGUGCAUUCACAUAGUAGAGCAUCAUUGUAAGUAUAUGAGGAACAAAGUGUAGCCACUUUGUAUUUGAUAGAAGUUAACAUAUUUUUGCAUUCAAGGGUAAAUAAUAAGUAAGCAGUCCAGUAUUUGUAAUCUUGUAGUAUGGUACAGUCAGAAACAAUACAAUAUUAAAAUGAAUAUGACAAGUAGAUAAAUAUUAUACAUAAACUACAGAAGCUUUGUAACAUGGUAUUCAUUUAAUUGCUUAAAUAUAAACAUAAAAUUACCACCCUAUUACCUAUUAUAGAAUGCCAUUCGGCCGUUUUGAUAAUGAAAACAUCUAAACUCAUUAAAGACAUUGUCAAUUUCAUCGUUUGCAUAUUGCUUAUAUGUAUUGAGGUAAAAGACGCGCGUCGUGUCGUAAACUUAUACCCGUUUUUUUGCAUCCUAAACAUGCGGGAAUAUAACAGGUUGUUUGUUGCAGCCUCUUACACCCUCGGAGACAUACAGUUGUUAUAUUAUAUAUUAAAGACGUUAGAAAGGCACGCAACUCAUAACUGAUUGACGCGGUCUAUGCAGGACGCUUCAUGCUAAUAGCAAAUCGUAGUUCCGUAAAUUAAAAGUUGUGAAAUUUUACGAAGUAAUAUUUAGCUGCAAACAAAGACUGGCAGUUUAAGAUAGAGGAAGUUGUAAAGUAUAAAUAAUAGUAAAAUACAUACAUAACUUAGGCGUCUAGUUCCACUGAAUGAAAGAGAUAACAGAUAAGAUUAGCAGAACAUAGUUUUUCUAAAAUUAACUAGUUUUAUUUGUAACAAUAAUGUACAGAUAGGGAACGUGGUUAGUUUCUGUUUUCACUACGUGGAUGUGUGAUAGUAGUACGUUCGGCUUAAUACUGUGACCGAGACGGAGAGUUGCGGUAGGCGGAAACUAACGAACAGGCAUUGAACUUGAGGUUCCUCGCAUGUCUUUGCCAACUAAUGAUGAUGUAAUUAAACUGUAAGAAGGCCCAACCAUUACAAAACACCGUAUAGUAAACACACAACAGAAAAUAGAUAUUAAGCUUUUCGGGCAGUUCGGAUUCCUCUGUAAAUAUGGUUUUCAUCUGGAUUUUCGCUCGGUGUUGGAUAUAGCGAAGUGUGCUCUAAGUCAUGUGGUAGGAUCAAAUUGGUUUUUAUAUUAUAGCCCAUUAUUGCAUAUAUUAUAUAAAGUUAAAAUUGCUUCUAUGGGUCGACAACAUGAUAGGUAUUCAUUUACCAUUAUUUACUCGACGUUUGAUUAUGAUUUCUUAUCUUUACAAAUAUUAACACGAUGUUACUGUAAUUGGCAGUAAACUAUGUAUACGUGUUUCUUUUUUAAUCAUUAUUCUGUAUUUGUUUGUGACGCUAGUUAUUUGACUGCUUUAUAGAUUUUAAAAGUAUAGUUAGUAGCAGUGUUUAUAUUAUUUUAUUUAGUGUUAACUUAUUUUUACUUUGCUUUCAAUUUAUUUGAUUACUCCGAGAUUAUAGUAUUAUUGCAGAAUUGAUGAUUAAUUAAUAUUUUUGACAAAUUCAUGAUUGUAUGAUAAUUACAAUACAUUAGGUUGUAGGUAAUAUCUAUGUAAUUAUAUAUUUUUUAAUUGACGACCGAAUAAUUUACAGUUUUUAUUUGCAUUUACUAGAAGUAUUAUGUUAUUACAAGGAUGUUGGCGUACCUGGCGACAGUGAUUAAUUAAAUGAUAGCACAAAACAAGAAUAUUUUAUUUUUAAAAGUUAUGCUGAUAUACCUACCUAUGUGCAAGAAGCUUAACUUUUCCUGAGACACAUGCGAUACUUAAGCAUUAGAUAAUAUUCUAUCGUAGUUACAGUGUCUAUAACAUGUAACAGGCAACCUUACGAUUCCAUCAAGGGUAGGUACUUGCAAUAUUAUCAGCGUAACAUUACUUUAUGUAUCAUUCACGAUAAGUAUACAUAUAGCCAUAUGAUAAUAACUCCCAAUCUCCAGACAAUAGAACGUAUUCCAUACUUACCUAAUUAUAAAUAGUCUUAUCAUUAUCAUGUUUUAUCAUUUUUACUCGUGUGUAUGCGACUUGAACUUGAGAUUCUCUCUGCUUUAUAAUAUUAUUGUAGGUUGUGCCAACAGACGCUGUUAUAUUUUUAUGUUUCGAAUUUUGAUAAUUACAAAUAGAGGUAUGAGUGAGUAGAAGAAUGCAGUUGGUACGACGUAGAGGCUCGCCUGUUGUCUAUUGUACAGAAACAAAUUAGGAUCGAGUAGUUUACUCUUUGACAAUAUGAAGUGACCAAUUAACGCUAUGUAAUUUCUGUACAGUCGUCCUGGUUUAUAGGUUGGUGCAUCAGGAUCAGACCUACACAGUUGCUGAACUAAUUUUAUUUAAAUAUCCGAUUUAACUUCAUAGAUGAUUACCAUCCAUAUUUACAUAUUUUUUUACAUACCUAAUUGUAACACCCACCCUUAUUCCAAUAUAACCCAAGGCAGUAUGGUGUAGUCAAAUAUGGCCUAAGUUACCAAGUAAUAAGUGUAACAUUUCCCGAGACCACCGCAGGCCUAAACUGUGUGCGUGCACCAACCAC
Plutella xylostella (diamondback moth) is the source of this 5175-nucleotide messenger RNA. It is a transcript of the gene Pak, whose product is annotated as serine/threonine-protein kinase PAK 3-like protein. The record is from RefSeq and is a predicted model, not a curated record. Gene Ontology annotation, molecular function: protein serine/threonine kinase activity; ATP binding. Gene Ontology annotation, biological process: protein phosphorylation. NCBI's taxonomy places the organism in Eukaryota, Metazoa, Arthropoda, Insecta, Lepidoptera, Plutellidae.